Brassicogethes aeneus is the source of this 948-nucleotide messenger RNA. NCBI's taxonomy places the organism in Eukaryota, Metazoa, Arthropoda, Insecta, Coleoptera, Nitidulidae. The record is from the annotation of a GenBank genome assembly.
AUGGCGUCCGACGACGACUCGGAUGCUUCUGUUCUCAGUAAUAAAAAUAAUAAAACUACCGAAAUAGUAACUAGCUUUAAGUGCUGCAAGAAUAGACAAUCAAAAAGUUUAACUUGCAUUCAGUGUGGAAGUGUUUACCAUCGCGGUUGUGCUAAAAAAUCAUUGGAAAAUCGAUUUACCGCUAUUGAUGAUUCAAGAAUGGUGUGUUGCUCUAACCUGGAUAACAAGGGUGAAGUUAGUGUAGCUGUGUUAUACCAACAAAAGGUGGAGGCUCUACUUAACGAGAUUGACCUAUGGAAGAAGCUGUUUGCCCAGUCUGAGGAGAAAAAUUCGAUUUUGAAGUUAAAUAAUGGCCUUUUACUAGAAUCUCUAAAAAAAAGUGAGGUUAACUACAAAAAUUUACAACAGGUACAGAUUCCUAGUGACCAAAAUAAGUUAAGCUACAGCGCUGCUGCUCAGCCUGCGAUGUCGAUGUCCACUAAUGAUGAUACUUCUUCUGGAAAACAGAUGUCACCACCACCUGUACAAUACUCGGUUCCUACAAUAAAUUUUGAUGAUGCUUCCUUGGGAAAACAGAUAGCACCACCACCAGUACAAAACAUGGCUGACACUGUCAAAAGGAGAAGAAAGAGGCAUAAGAAACACACCGUGGCAUCACCGGCAGACCGACGGCUGAAAAUACCGAGGGACCAGGAUAGGGACCUUAGUUACGCCCAAGCGGCGGACAGUUCUCAUAUGAGGGCUGUCGUGCCACAGGACUAUCCCGAAAGCUUGUUCGAUGUUACGCAUCUGAGGAAGGCGAUGCUAAGGGCUAUCGAGGACCUUGAGGAGGGAGCCGCAGUGCCCCUGUUUGGGGGGGUCUCUCUCAAAUCGGGAGCCAUUGUGCGAGGGCGAUGGACGACGAGUCCAGGGGCUGGCUGGAAGAACUGGUCCCUUGACCGACAUUAG